Molecule: messenger RNA, 840 nt
Organism: Triticum turgidum subsp. durum (durum wheat)
Lineage: Eukaryota; Viridiplantae; Streptophyta; Magnoliopsida; Poales; Poaceae
Source: the annotation of a GenBank genome assembly
AUGCUCAGAACGUUGAACAUUAGUUAUAACAAUCUACAGGGUAACAUUCCUAGGAAGAUCUUCCACACUGGCUCCACACUGACCAUAUGUGCAUUAUCCUACAAUAAUUUACAAGGAACAAUACCUACAGAGUUCAGUAAUCUUAGGCAGCUAGUUGAGCUGCAUCUUUCAUCCAACAAACUUUCUGGGGAAAUUCCUGGUGCUUUAGGUGAGUGUCAAGAGCUGCAGAUCAUCCGAAUGGACCAGAAUAUUCUCACAGGUGAUAUUCCGGAGUCUUUGAGCAAUCUGAAGAGCUUGGUGGUGCUCAACUUUUCACAUAACAGUUUGUCCGGAUCCAUUCCAACAUCACUAAGUGACCUGAAAUAUCUGAACCAGCUAGACGUCUCUUACAACCAUAUACAUGGAGAAAUACCAAGGAAUGGAAUAUUUGAAAAUGAAACGGCUGUUUCUCUCAAUGGGAAUUGGGGACUUUGCGGUGGAGCAGUAAAUCUUCAUAUGCCCACUUGUUCUACUAUCUCCCAGAGAAAAGAAACACUGUACUACUUGGUCAGAGUAUUUAUCCCUUUGGUUGGCUUCGCCUCACUCAUAUUGUUAAUUUACUUUGUACUCCUGGAGGGCAAGACGCCAAGAAGAACAUACUUACUGUUGCUGUCUUUUGGCAAGCAUUUUCCUAGAGUUACCUACGGGGAUCUAGCUCAAGCUACACAGAGCUUUUCUGAGUCAAACCUGGUUGGAAGAGGAAGCUAUGGUUCAGUAUAUAGAGGAAAGCUAACUCAAGCAAAAAUACAAGUGGCUAUUAAAGUUUUUGACCUCGAUGUGAGAUACGCAGACGAUAGAUGA